This is a messenger RNA of Drosophila busckii, 1357 nucleotides long. It is a transcript of the gene Ama, whose product is annotated as protein amalgam. Gene Ontology annotation, molecular function: cell adhesion molecule binding. The transcript has a single exon. Gene Ontology annotation, biological process: cell-cell adhesion. Gene Ontology annotation, cellular component: cell-cell junction. NCBI's taxonomy places the organism in Eukaryota, Metazoa, Arthropoda, Insecta, Diptera, Drosophilidae. The record is from RefSeq and is a predicted model, not a curated record. Bases 106 to 1140 code for a protein of 344 amino acids.
UCAGGCGAUUCAGUCGAGCAGCGAACGUUAAAUACAGAAGAACGCAAUCAGCGCAUUGAACUCGCAUUUGUCAAAAAGAAUAAAUACAUAAUAAAAAUAAUCAGCAUGCAGCAGUGGAAGUACCAGCAGGGACUUAGGCUCUAUCUCUGUCUCUUGUGUCUGUCGCUGGCAACAGCCGCGGCGCCCGUUAUCAGUGACAUAAGUGGAGAUGUGGUGGCCAGCAUUGGCGACAGCGUGGAGCUCAACUGUACCGUGGAGCACGUGGGCCCAAUGACUGUUAGCUGGGUAAAGACGCCAAGCGGCACAGCGGCCAGAGAUUCGGCUGUGGUGCUGAGCAUGCGCACCAUGUUGACACUAACCGAUCCUCGCUACAACAUUAGCAUGCAGGAGAAUGCAGCCAAAGGCAGCGCCGUCUACAGUCUGCGCAUCAGACAAAUUGAGGCCAGCGACAUGGGUCCCUAUGAGUGCCAAGUGCUGGUCUCUUCGACCGACAAGCUAACCAAGAAGCUCAAUCUGCUGAUAAAAACGCCGCCCGUCAUUUCAGAGCAGACGCCCAAGUCCAAGCUUGUAACUGAGGGACAAAAUCUGGAGGUCAGCUGUCAUGCCAAUGGCUUUCCCACACCCACCAUAAGCUGGGCACGCGUAGAUAACGCGCUGAUGCCGGCAGGCGGCUACUUGUUGAAUGAGCCCACGCUGAAGAUCAGAACAGCGCAUCGUCUGGAUCGCGGCGGCUACUACUGCAUUGCCCAAAACGGCGAGGGACAGCCGGACAAGCGUCUAGUGCGCAUUGAGGUGGAGUUCCGGCCACAGAUUGCCAUACAGCGUCCCAAGGUAGCACAGAUGCUCUCCCAAUCUGUUGAUCUGAAGUGCGCCGUUCAAGGUUUUCCCGCUCCCACUGUCGUCUGGCAUCGCAACGGCGUGCAGUUGCAGUCGGGACGCCGCUAUGAGAUUGCCAACACCGCUUCAUCCUCGGAGACCACUACAUCGGUGCUACGCAUAGACAGCGUAUCGGAGGAGGACUAUGGAGACUACUACUGCAAUGCCACCAACAAACUGGGACAUGCCGAUGCUCGGCUGCAUCUGUUCCAGAGCGUUAUCAAAAUACCUUUGUUAGCACAUACAAAAGAUUCGUAUUUGUAAGCUUUUGGGCAAUUGUAUUAUACACACACACACACACACACACACAGACACACAUACAUGCAUACAUAUAUGUUUGGCUUUUGGCUGCGUUAUGUCUGUCUGUGCUUAUUAUUAAUGUUUCAUUCAAUUAACUUUGAUGCCGUAUUCACUUGAAAUCUUUGUAUAUUUUGUGCCUUAACAUAUCUCUCUUCAUAUGCAAUACACACACACACAUACA